Lactuca virosa is the source of this 1271-nucleotide messenger RNA. The record is from the annotation of a GenBank genome assembly. NCBI's taxonomy places the organism in Eukaryota, Viridiplantae, Streptophyta, Magnoliopsida, Asterales, Asteraceae.
AUGGAGGGAAAGGUGGUAGAGGAUGCUAGUGAAGGAGUACGUACUUUUGGUAAAAAGGGUACUCCUCGGGUAAGUGUCGAGUUCCGUGAUAUGAACACCGGGGUAGUAAAAAAAAGACUCAACAUGGUCAACAUGAGGCUGAUAUGUACUUUUUGUUUCUUCUUUCUCCCCGCAAAUGUUGCCAUACCUCUUCACACACCCAUGAAUAUGACGGUUUUCAACAAACUUCUACUUGGAAAAGUUCGUAUCAAAUCGUAUGAUUUGUUCAACUCUAGUGAUUCAAAUCAUGAAUCUAUAUCUCCUUCACAUAUGAAAUUGGCGAGUUUAAAAGUAAAUGGCGUAUUUUCUGCUCAAUGUGACACUUCUGUAUUAAGGAUCGUGAUUAACAGAGAGCCACAAGGAGAUACCAAACAUCGGGACAGUUAUGGUUUAUGGCUUUUGGUCGAUCGAUGCUUAGAACAACCUGGAAACUCUCAAUGUUACCUAAUUGACAAGAAAUUGAAGACUUUGUAUGACCAGAAAUCAACAGAAGCAUCCCGAAACAUCCUUAUUUCAGAUUUGACACAAGCAUCGGAAGCAAAAAUGGAUGACGAGAUGGUUACACUGCAUAAUGUAAUGCCGGUGGAUCUUGCUAUAAAAAGAGAAAUGGAAUAUCGACAUAAAAUGGAGGCCUUAAAAAACCAGCCACUCAAUAACUUAAAUCCUUUGCUACCUUCCCAAGUUCAUCCCACAAGUCGAACAACAUUAAAGAGAAAAGAGCCAUCUUCAAGUGGCAUAAAACUAAAAAAACAGGCAACCGGGCUUGUUUGCAAGAUUUGUGAGAUAACAUUUUGUACAGUUGGUCAAAUGAAGGAUCAUUCCAAUAGUUUGAAGCACAAACACAUUGUACAACAGUUGAAGAAAAGGGGACAAAAUGUUAGCACUCCAUUUUUAUGUGAGCUUUGUAACUCAUCUUGCUCUAGUGGUAUUGUAAUGGCAGUUCAUCUUAAGGGUACAAAGCAUGCUGCUGUUCUUCAGGAGGUUGAGAAAGCUAAAAGGGCUAGACCCAAAGAGGGAUUUUCUGCAAGAAGGUAUUGAAUGUUUGGUGUAUUGAACAAGAGUAGACUGCAAUGGGAUUGUGUUAUAUAUAUUUGUUAUGAUGUUUGGAAGAAUGAGGGUGAAUGGUAUCGAAUGUUUGUAACUUAUUUAUAUCGCAAUUAAAGAAUAUGUGAGGAAGAUGACUUUGAUCUUAAUACUGCCUAGUUGAGAAGUAAAAUUAUAUAAAGGAGGUC